AAAAAAAAAACUCAAAAGUGAUUAUAAAUUUAGAACUAGAUGCAACUCAUACAAUAAAUUACAAAAUAUAUUUCAUAGUUUUCAAUCUUGCUCUUCCAUCCGGAAACUUAUUUAGUAAUAAACUGUUCUGAAGUUAGAUGAAUACAGCCUAAAAUCGAGAAUAUAGAAGGAAGAGACAAAAGAGUCAAAGGGUGGCGGCCGGCUAAGCAUUAUAAUUGACGGGGUGUUUUACAUAUAAUUGGUGGGGUUUAUAAUUAACAAAUUUUCCGUAAGACUAAAUAUACUUCAUUAGUAUUGAAUCUCUAGAUGCUGAUGCAGGAGCAAAGACAAAUGAGAAAAAACAUUAGUCUCCCCCUUCUCUGUCAUUCAUUUCUAAAUUCUACUAAUAUUUUAUCACAUAAUUUAUAUCAUUAAAUUUCCAAUUCCAUAAAGUAACUUUUAUUCAUUUUUUAAACCCUAACUUUUGACAUCUUCAUCACAACUAUCUCCUCCAGCUAUUAUAUACUAUCUCCUUUAAUUUUUUCUUCAUUCACAUAUACUUUUCUCCAUUAUACACAUUUCCAAGUAUGUAUAUAUAAAAACCUCACAUACACGCACCAUCACACAAACAUCCUCCUCCUCCUCUUCAUCAUCAACAUAGUUGAGAAAGAUAAAAAAAAUAAAGAGGGAGAGAGAGAGAGAAAGAAACACAUCGAGAGAAAGAAUCACGAAUCAAGAGGAUGGGAAGAGCACCGUGUUGUGACAAGGCUAACGUGAAGAAAGGGCCUUGGUCUCCUGAAGAAGAUGCAAAGCUCAAAGAUUACAUCGAGAGUAGUGGCACAGGAGGCAACUGGAUCGCUUUGCCUCAGAAGAUUGGUCUAAGGAGAUGUGGGAAGAGUUGCAGACUAAGGUGGCUUAACUAUUUGAGACCUAACAUCAAACAUGGUGGCUUCUCUGAGGAAGAGGACAACAUCAUUUGUAACCUCUAUGUUACUAUUGGUAGCAGGUGGUCUAUAAUUGCUGCACAAUUGCCUGGAAGAACAGACAACGAUAUCAAGAACUAUUGGAACACGAGGCUGAAGAAGAAGCUUCUUAACAAACAAAGAAAAGAGUUCCAAGAAGCUCGGAUGAAGCAAGAGAUGGUGAUGAUGAAACGACAGCAACAAGGACAAGGACAAUGCCAAAGUAAUGGUAGUACGGAUCUUUAUCUGAACAACAUGUUUAGAUCAUCACCAUGGCCAUUACUGCCUCAUCUUCCUCCUCCUCAUAGUCAAGUACCUCUUGUGAUGAUGGAACCAACAAGCUGCAAUUACUACCAACCGACACCGUCUUGCGCAUUAGAACAAAAGCCAUUGAUCCCACUCAAGAACAUGGUCAAGAUUGAAGCAGAACCGGAGAGAUCAAACCCUGAUCAUCAUUAUCCGGAAGACUCAAUGACAAACUCUUUUGAUCUUUCCUUCUCUCAGCUUUUGUUAGAUCCUAAUUACUACCUGGAAUCAGGAGGAGGAGAAGGAGAGUUUGCUCUCAUGAGUAGAAGUACGAACUCUCCAUUACCAAACACAAGUAGUGAUCACCAUCAACAUCAAAAAGAGAUUACUCAAUGGUUUGGGAGUAGUAAUUUUCAGACAGAAGCUAUCAAUGAUGUGUUCUUAAACAACAACAACUUAGCGAAUUUUGAGACCAACGACGAGAACGCAAAACUAUAUGCAAACUCAUCAGUAGCCGGAGCUGGAGCAGCGUUUGCCGGAGGAACGACGAGUACAUCGGCUGAUCAAAGCACAAUAAGUUGGGAGGACAUAACCUCUCUUGUUAACUCCGAUGAUGCAAGAUACUUCAAUGGGCCAAAUAAUGUGUAAUUUUUUUCUGCAAAAUUUUAUUUUUACUUAUAUAUAUAAAGAGGUUUUUGUAUAA
Molecule: messenger RNA, 1890 nt
Organism: Brassica napus (rape)
Lineage: Eukaryota; Viridiplantae; Streptophyta; Magnoliopsida; Brassicales; Brassicaceae
Product: transcription factor RAX3-like
Exons: 3
Coding region: 720-1835 (371 amino acids)
Source: RefSeq, a predicted model, not a curated record